Messenger RNA from Dryobates pubescens (Downy woodpecker), 1375 nucleotides. It is a transcript of the gene ARL10, whose product is annotated as ADP ribosylation factor like GTPase 10. The record is from RefSeq and is a predicted model, not a curated record. The transcript is spliced from 4 exons. NCBI's taxonomy places the organism in Eukaryota, Metazoa, Chordata, Aves, Piciformes, Picidae. Gene Ontology annotation, molecular function: GTP binding; GTPase activity. Bases 179 to 880 code for a protein of 233 amino acids.
CCCUGUCCCUUCUUCUCGUCACCAUCCAUCAUUCUCUCCCUCACCCACGGUCGGAACUGCUCCUUUAAGUGCGGCAGUGACGUCAAGGGCGGACACAACUGCCGCUGGCGCCCAGCCCGGGGACCACAGCCGGUGGAGGGAACACAGCUGCACCGCGGCCGCACAGUGCCGGUGCCGCAUGGCUCCGCCCCGCGCCCUCCGGGACCUGACCCUAACCCUGGUGGCUGCGGUCGCCGCUCUCGGCUCCCUUCUCUUCAUCGCCUGGAAGAUCUACUUCCGCGGCACCGGCACCGGCACCGACUGGAGCGGCUGGUGGGAGCGGGAGCUGCAGGAACUGCGGGAACGAGAACCCCCCGGUGACACGGUGCCCUGGCGGCAGGUGCUGGUGCUGGGGCUGGACGGGGCUGGGAAGAGCAGCAUCCUGCACUACAUCUGCAGCCAGACAGCCAGGAAGAGCAUCGCUCCCACCUACGGCUUCAACUCUGCCCAGCUCUGUGUAGAGGGGCUGGAGCUGGACUUGCUGGAAGUGGGUGGCAGCCAGAACAUGCGAGCGUACUGGCAGCACUACCUGAGCCAGGCCCACGUGCUGGUGUUUGUGGUGGACUCGGUGGACAGGGCGCGCUUGCUGACGGCACGUCAGGAGCUGCACGCGUUGCUGGAUGCAGAGCCCCAGCUGCCCCUGGUCGUGCUGGCUAACAAGCAGGACAAGAGCAAUGCCCUGAGCACGGCAGAGCUGUGGGAGGAACUGGCCUUGCACACGCUCAGUGGUCAUCGCGAGAUCUUCCUCCUGCCCACCAGUGCAACCUGGGCUAGCCUAAGCACCACCAACAGUGUCCUCCAUGUGAAGAACCUGCUGGUCACUCUGCUCUCUCAGUCCUGAGCCCACACGGGGGCAGACAAGCUUCCACCUCUGACAUGGCUUCCCAGAGGUCCAUGGUGCAAGGAUGGAAGCAGUUAUGCAGACUUGCUGGUAGCAGGCUGCCAGUGCUGGAGUGUUUGCCACUCCACAAGGUUUUGGGUUGAGCUGUAGCACAGAUGCCUUUAGGGAACACAAACAGCAGUCUCUGCUCUCUGCCACAGGGAGAGGGCAGCUGCCUCCCCCAGUUCAGGGACAAAAUCUUUGGGAUGGAGGCACAAGCAUGGCUCUUACCUGUUGAACAGGAAAGUGCAGCACAGGGCAGGGCCCCACACCUUCACAGCAGCCCUGCAGGAUUUAAAUGAAUGGGGCUGAACAAGCAAGCCUGCCUUUUCACCAGCUGCCAUGAACAUUUCCUCCCAGGAGACAGCUCAGGCUGUGCUCCACUGGGGCUGAGCACAAUACCACAAACUCUACUCAAAACCCUGUUUACGAGAUGAAGGCAGGUACCGGGCUGUU